AUGACAGACAGUAUUUCAGUUUAUCUUGAUGAUGAUAAAUCCAUCCAAUUGAUUAUUGGAGAACCAACGUUCAAACGAAAGCAGAAUCAGUCUUUGGAAGUUGAUCAUAGGGAAUUUUCUUUAACGUUGCAAAUUCCAAGAAUUUUUUCUUGGAAAAGAGAAAUUAAAGAAAUCGACCUUGAGGUUUCCAUCCGACGUACAAAGGGAGAUUAUCGUAUAGAAUUUGGUGCUAAAUCCAAAGGUCUUGGUGUUAAUUUCUUUGCACUAAAGGUGCUGGUUCUAAAGGUCUGUUCUAGUGCUAAAGGUCUUUACGCUAAAGACAGGAGAAAAAUUGAGUCCGUUCUUGAGAAUGAUGACAAUGCGGAAAUUUAUAAUAAUCCAUCAAUGGCCAUGGAAAGCUGGUGGUCAUCAACGUUCCUGGUUUUUUAUCUUAUUAUUGGUCCUCAAAUUAGUCAUGCAAUAAAUCAUCAUGCCUGGAAAAAUCCUCCUGCAAAAUUUUACAAUAGUGUAAUCCCGGAUGGUGAUCCUUUACCGGAAUUAAUAUCGGAUAUUGAAGCGGUUAGUGAAAAUGCUGUAUUGAAAUACCGAGCGGAAUUGAUCGCUGAUUAUGAGAAAAUUGAAAACCCAUUUGGUAACUAA
Molecule: messenger RNA, 639 nt
Organism: Funneliformis caledonium
Lineage: Eukaryota; Fungi; Glomeromycota; Glomeromycetes; Glomerales; Glomeraceae
Source: the annotation of a GenBank genome assembly